UCAACAAUACGAUGUGUACUAGAUAUCUUAAUUUGCUCCUGUAGAUUUUAAAUAAUUUGAAAGAUGUUGGAGAAAACAUCCGGCACGGAUAAUAACCAAUUGUCCAAAGAAGAUUACCUAAUUAUGCGGGCGAAAGAUGCACUACCGGUUGAUAUCUAUGCAGCUAAAUCCUGGCUAAUUACUGCUAGAUCUUUGUUUCCUCAUAGUGCUAAAGUUCAGUUCGAAGCGUACCGGAUAGAAAAGCUUUCGAAAAAUGUGAAGGAAGCAGCAAAAUGUUUUAGUGAAAUAUUUCAGAAUUUUCCAGAUGAUCGUGAUAUAUGGAAAGAAAUAGAAACAGUAACAGCUUGUCUUCGUUUGGAACAAUGUGAUCCAGAAGCAGAAUUUUUAUGUCAAAUGUUCCAACAUAUACCACAAGAGCUUCAGCACAGAUUACUCAUUAUGACAGCUGAUCAUAGUGAAGAUACAAUGGAACACUGUAAAUUGCUGCUUCUUUUAUUACGUAGAUUUCCUCAAACUAUUGCCACUCAUGGACCACGGUUAGUGGAAACUCUUCUUACUGCUGAGAAACACAGUCAUCCAGGACGUGCAGUAAAUGGUUUCAGAAAAUUAUUAGCCUGUGAUGCACUACCACUUCUUGGUACUGCACCAGUAGAAUUAAAUCCAAGGCUUAGCUUAAGAUUACUUUGUAAAGCAGUAGAAUUUUAUUUAGCCUAUAUACAACAGCCACAAGAUAAUCAAAUUCAACAUCCCUGGGAUAGACUGUUUCAAGUUGUUGAAUUAAUUGGCAAAAAAUUAGGGUGGGAAUUGAGUAGUUUAUUCUCUACAACUUGGAAUAGAGAUACUUAUUGUGAAAGGUUGCAUCAAUAUGCAGUUAUACAUUCAGGAAAUUUAUGUGAAGAAUUGGUAGUUAGGCAACUAUUAAUGUGUACUGUUGUGGUAUUACUACGAAUAUUAAAUGAGCAUAAUGCACUUAUUAAUAAUGAUGAAACCAUGUACUGUUUGGUAGAAGCAUUUGGAGAAUGUGUACAUUCACCAACUGAACCGAAAUUGAAAAAACGUAAAAGAGAAGAUAAUGGGGGAAUCGUAGUAACUAGCGACGGUGAUUAUAGCGGUAAUGGUUUGGCAUUAGCGGUGAAGUUAUGGGACUUAUUACAUAGUAGUGAUUAUUUGCAAAGAGAAAUAGGGAAAUUAAAUCAGCAACUUCGAUUAGAUUCGUGGCUGAACUCAUUUUUAACAGAUUUAGCUAUGUAUAAGGGUUUACAUCACGAAGUAUUAGCCAGAUUAUCACAAGAAGCAGGUAGUUUAUCUGCCCAUCUUCGUUUAGCAAGUACAUGUUUUUUCUUGAAAGAUUAUAAGGGAAUGUUGGAGUAUAUAGUUUUAGUAGUUAGCGCAUUACCCUCAAUUUGUGGGAAAGUAUCUCAUAAUGUAACAGUUCCGUGUGCAAGGCAUUUACAUUAUUUGACUCUUGCACGUUUUCCUGUUAUACAGUAUUGUUGCCGAUUGCUUCUUUUAGCGAUAAAGGAAAACUUCUCUUUACCCGGUGGUGUUGGAGACUUAGCUAUAGGUCAUGCAUUAGUAUUAAUGCAAAUUGAUUGGCCACAAGAAGCUAGUACCUUAUCUACAAUUACGGAAAGGAUUACCAAUCGUGGAUCUUUCUCUUAUCCAUUAUUUCAAGCUUACAUUAUAUGUGUAGAUAUUUUAGAAGAAUUGACAUAUCUUUGGACAGAACAUGGUGGUGGUGUAUCUUUAGAUAUAGCCACGGGAUCUGGAGUCUUACAAAGUCGUCGUAUUAUGUAUUAAGCAUCAUACCUUUAUAUGUAUAUUUAUAAUAUAUCUAUAUAUAAAUAUUAUAGACAAGCUGCCCGAGACGGCAUCGACCCACUAGAUGAAUUAUUACAAAAAUUUAUUAUCAAUGAAAAAGCCGCUAUAUUACACAGUUUAAUCAUUCAAUAA
Habropoda laboriosa is the source of this 1953-nucleotide messenger RNA. RefSeq names its product integrator complex subunit 10 (gene IntS10). The record is from RefSeq and is a predicted model, not a curated record. Lineage: Eukaryota; Metazoa; Arthropoda; Insecta; Hymenoptera; Apidae. Gene Ontology annotation, cellular component: integrator complex. Gene Ontology annotation, biological process: snRNA processing.